This is a messenger RNA of Vigna umbellata (rice bean), 3381 nucleotides long. Lineage: Eukaryota; Viridiplantae; Streptophyta; Magnoliopsida; Fabales; Fabaceae. The record is from RefSeq and is a predicted model, not a curated record.
UUUUUACAUCAUGUGUCAAAAUUUGCGCUUUGGCAAGAGUGUGAACUGGCCUGGUGGCUUUCCUUGAGAAAUCAGCCUCGUACUGUGGUUUUACCGGAUGAGUUAGUUGACCCUGUGAUAGUACAGAUUCUGGAUAAUUAUCCUGUUACCUAUGUUCCACAAGAAAUCCUGCCUUCAAAUCCCCACCUACGUCUGAUACUGAUGAGUGGUAGUUUUGAUGCUACAAGAUUUUCUCAAUAUUUUGGUGCCUGCCCAAUUAUCUAUGUUCCAGGGCUCACGUAUCCGGUAAAAAAUUACUACUUGGAGGAUGUACUUUCUAUUGUAAAAUCAGGUGCAGAUAACCAUGGACUUAGUCAAGUAGAAAAGCUGUCUCUAGAUGAAGCAAUACAUUUGGCUUGGUCUAAUGAUGCCUGGUGCUCACUAUUAGAGCUUGUUUAUAGUAAAGCUAGGCCAAAGGUCUUUGAUUAUCAGCAUUCAUUAACUGGCCUCAAUCCAUUAAUGGUGUUUGCUGGAAAAGGUAAAGUGGGUGAUAUGUGCAUGCUCUUAUCAUUAGGGGCUAACUGCCAUUUAAAGGCCAAAGAUGGAACAACUGCUUUAGAGAUAGCUGAGAAAGAACACCAGCCAGUAGCUGUUGAAUUGCUGAAGAAGCACAUGAAUAAUGAUUUUUCUGUCAAAGAAGAGAAAAAUUUACUAGAUAAAUAUCUUACAACAGCCAACCUUAAAGAUGUUGAUGUUGUUCUGAUAGAACAACUUUUAAGAAAAAUAUGUGUUGAUUCAAAAGAUGGAAGCAUCAUUGUUUUCCUUCCAGGUUGGGAUGAGAUAGUUAGAACACGUGAAAGAUUGCUUUCAUCCUCAUUUUUCAAUAAAAGAUCAAAGUUUAAGGUGGUAUCUCUUCAUUCAAUGGUUCUAGCCUCUGAGAUGAAUGAGGCUUUUAUGCCCGCACCCCAUGGUUGUCGCAAAAUUGUUCUGUCUACCAAUAUUGCUGAAACUGCUGUCCCUCUGGAUGAUUUAGUGUAUGUUAUCGACACUGGGCUUAUCAAAGAAAAAAGUUAUGAUCCUUGCAAAAAUUUAUUUACUCUCCAAUCAUCUUGGAUUUCAAAAGCUAGUGCUAAGAAAAGAGAGGGAUGUGCCAGUCGCUGUCAUCCUGGAGCUUGUUAUCAUCUAUAUUCAAAAGUUCAAGCAGAUUCUUUGUUAGAUUUUCAGGUUCCUGAAAUUAAGAGAAUGCCUAUUGAGGAGCUGUGUUUGCAGGUUAAGUUGUUUGAUCCAACCUGUAAAAUAGAAGAAUUUUUGAGUCAGACAUUAGAUCCUCCUGGUUUUGAGUCUAUUCGAAGUGCUGCUAGAGUUCUUCAGGAGAUUGGGGCAUUGUCAGUUGAUGAACACCUGACAGAGCUAGGGCAGAAGUUUGGCUAUCUUCCUGUUCAUCCAUAUACGAGCAGGAUGCUUAUUUUUUCCAUAUUAAUGAAUUGCCUUGAUCCAGCUUUAACACUUGCAUGUGCAUCUAAGUGUAAAGAUCUAUUUGUGCUUCCUAUUUUACCUGAUGAAAAGAAGAGAGCUGCAGCUGCUAGAUCUGAGCUUGCUUCGUUGUAUGGGGGUUGUGGUGAUCAGUUUUCUAUAAUAGCAGCAUAUCAAUGCUGGGUUAAUUCAAAGAAAAUGGGUCUAGAAUCACGGUUUUGUUCUCAGUACUUUGUUUCUCAAAGUGCAAUGAGCAAGUUAGAUGUCAUGCGGAAGAAUUUAGCUGUGGAACUAUAUAGGAAUGGGCUUAUUAAUAGGAGUAGUAGAAAUUAUUGCUCUAAUGCCUAUGAUCCUGGUAUACUUCAAGCUGUUUUGGUAGCAGGGAUGUACCCGAUGGUUGGGAAAUUGUUCUUUCCUUACGGAAGUGGAAAGAAGAUUCUUGUUAACACUAAAAGUAUCGAUAGUGUUUGCUUGAAUAGUCAUACUUUGAAUUAUAAGUUGUCUUCACAGAAAAUUCUUGAUUGCUCUUUUGUUGUAUAUGAUGAGAUUACUAGCGUCGACCGGGGCUUGUGCAUAGGGGACAGUACCAUUGUUGGACUAUUUCCAUUAUUUUUGCUUUCCAAAGAGAUUGAUGUUGAUCAUGCAAAGGAUUGUACUGAUAAUAUAAUCACAGUAAUCAUAGAUGGAUGGCUUUAUUUUGAGUCAACAGCAUUCUAUGCUUUUCACAUGAACUACUUGAGAGAGCUAUUAACAGCAGCAAUUAUAUACAAAGUGACAUAUUCAACGGAUGUUCUUUCUCCUGUUCUACAAGCCGCAGUGGAUUCCCUAGCUUGCAUUCUUUCUUGUCAUGGGCGUUCUUGCAUAUCACUCAUCUCAGAUUGUGCUAUGAAACAGACUACAACAAAUGCUACUAAUACAAAAAAAUUCCAAACACAGCUUAUAAAUCAAGAUGCACACCAGACCAGUCCAUCUCAAGUUAAGGCAUCUGAACCUGAGGCCAUUGAAAAUUCAAUUAACCAGACAAGUAAAAAUGCUCGAAUAGGUUUGGCUUGUUCGAAUCCAACAAAGAAAACCUUCUUGACUCUUGAAGGAUUCUGUACAGGGCUUAUAAAUCACAAUGAUGUGCCUUCUAGAGCUAGCAAAUCCACAGGUGCAGAAAAGCCUAGGGAUCCCACAAGAAGGAACACUGAAACAGGUUCAGCUCGUUCAAUCCAGACAGCACAUUUAAAUGAUGACGUAACCAUGACUGAUGUGAGAGCUUCUAGACAACCAUAUCAACCAAAAAAGUAUUAUUACUGGCAUGGGGCUUGCUAUGAAAAGAUCUGGGUUGGGUGGUCCUUUCCUGAGGUGGGAUGGAUUAAAGCUAAUGUAGAUGGGUCUUAUAAGCUUGAAGAACAUCUUACUAGCUGUGGUGGAGUUUUCCGUGAUCACACAGGUUCUUGGUGUUUUGGCUUCACGUUAAAUCUUGGAACAUUCUGUUUCGGAUCAUCAGAUCCAACGUCUAAUGACUUUAGUGUGCAAUCUGAACUGUGGGGUGUCCUGACUGCCCUGAAGCUUGCUAAGGAGAAAAAGAUUUCGCAGCUGUGGAUUGAGUCUGAUAGUGUUGAUGCAGUGGACUGUGUUCUGAAUAAACGGGCGGAAAAACAUGAUCUUUAUACUCCUCUUGUUCAAUCGAUACUUGAGUUGAUUGAGGGAAAUUGGAAGGUUCGAAUCUCUCAUAGUUAUCGUGAAGGAAACCAAGUGGCUGACUGGUUGUCAAAAUAUGGGCAUAGUAAGGAGAUAGGUCUCCGAGUGUACGAUGCCCCUCCCAAAGGGGUAAAAAAACUAUUAAUUCGGGACUAUUCUGGAUUCUCUAAACAACGAUAUGUACGUCUCACUGCAAGAUGACCUAAAUUACGGGUAUUACUUUCAAUUUAAAUUACUAUUCAC